GAGGGGGGGGCGCUGUGCUAAGAUGGCGGCGCCGGGCGGGGGCGCGUGCCGCGGGGUCCUGGCUGCCGGGCUGUUCCGCAACCAGGUGGCCAUCGUGACCGGCGGCGGCACUGGCAUCGGCAAGGCCAUCAGCGCCGACCUGCUGGGCCUAGGUUGCAAUAUAGUUAUCGCCUCUCGUAAACUUGACAGAUUACAAGCUGCUGCAAAAGAGUUGGCUGCUAAAAUCUCUUCCUCAAAUCCAGUCAAAGUGACCCCCAUACAGUGCAACGUCCGCAGAGAAGAGGAGGUGGAAGCUUUGGUGAAAUCCACCCUGGAUCUGCAUGGCAGGAUCGAUUUCCUGGUGAAUAAUGGAGGGGGCCAGUUCCCCAGUCCUGCUGAAGCCAUCAGUUCAAAGGGCUGGAAUGCUGUCGUUGAAACGAAUCUGACUGGGACCUUCUACUGCUGCAAGGCAGUGUACAAUGCUUGGAUGCGGGAGCACGGAGGAGCCAUUGUCAACAUUGUAGCUGACAUGUGGAAGGGGUUUCCUGGCAUGUCACAUACUGGAGCAGCAAGAGCUGCAGUGGAUAACCUAACCAAGAGUUUAGCCAUAGAGUGGGCCCACAGUGGAGUGAGAAUCAACUCUGUAGCCCCUGGAGUAAUAUUUUCAGAAACCGCUGUUGCAAACUAUAAAGAACUUGGUGAAGAGAUGUUUAAAAACUACAUCCAAAAGAUUCCAGCCAAGAGACUGGGAAUUCCUGAGGAGGUCUCCCCUACAGUGUGUUUCCUGCUCUCUCCUGCUGCAUCCUUUAUAACUGGGGAAACUGUGAAAGUGGAUGCUGGUCAAAGCUUAUAUUCCUCCACUUGGGAAAUACCAGAUCAUAAUAGGUGGCCUUCAGCACCAGAAGGAGACAAUUCCAAGGCACUCAGAAAGAUGCUUUCUGGCAAGACUGCGUCAAAGCUGUGAAGAAAUGAGACUCCAUCCAAUCCCCAGUGGAAAUGCUGACAAUAUAACACCUUUGCUUUGUAAUUCCAAGUAAAUUUGGGUUUCCUGUUCUUGAUGCAAACACACUGGGGUGCCUUGAUCUUCAUAUAUUUGUAAGCUAGCCCAUAAAAUCCUUAUAUAGUGAAUAUUCUCCUCUGAAAACUCCCCCUGCCUCAGAAGGUUUGGGACCGAUCGAUUCGUUAUUACAUCAGGAUUCAACAGCUUCAACAUGAAAGAAACAAUGAGGAAUCCGCAGUAGAUGUGGUCAAAAUCUUGCUCUAAAUCUAGUGAAUAAAAAGCCAGGAGAGGCAGGCACUCUCCAUCUUAGGCAGGAUAUUAGCAUAGGCAAUAUCGAAGUGAUUGAAAGAGAAAUGUCCAUAGCUUGUAAUGAGUGGGAAAUGUCAGCUUGAAGCCCUUAUCCUGGAUGACUUUGGAAAGAAUGGAGUUUGAAUCUCUGGGGAAUUUUAGUUUCUGCACAGCAAUGCCCCUCUGCCAUGUACAUUGGACAAACUGGACAGUCUCUACGUAAAAGAAUAAAUGGACACAAAUCAGAUGUCAAGAAUUAUAACAUUCAUAAACCAGUCAAAGAACACUUCAAUCUCUCUGGUCACGCGAUUACAGACAUGAAAGUUGCGAUAUUACAACAGAAAAACUUCAAAACCAGACUCCAGCGAGAGACUGUUGAAUUGGAGUUCAUUUGCAAAUUGGAUAUAAUUAACUUAGGCUUGAAUAGAGACUGGGAGUGGCUAAGUCAUUAUGCAAGGUAACCUAUAUCCCCUUGUUGUCGUGUCCCCCCCCCCCCCCCCCCCCCCCCCGGACGUUCUUGUUAAACCCUGGAUUUGUGCUGGAAAUGGCCCACCUUGAUUAUCAUACACAUUGUAAGGAGAGUGAUCACUUUAGAUAAGCUAUUACCACCAGAAGAGUGGGGUGGGGGGAGAGAAAACCUUUUGUAGUGGUAAACACCCAUUUUUUCAUGGUUUGUGUGUAUAAAAAGAUCUUCUGUACUUUCCACAGUAUGCAUCCGAUGAAGUGAGCUGUAGCUCACGAAAGCUUAUGCUCAAAUAAAUUGGUUAGUCUCUAAGGUG
Messenger RNA from Chelonia mydas (Green sea turtle), 2046 nucleotides. RefSeq names its product peroxisomal trans-2-enoyl-CoA reductase (gene PECR). The record is from RefSeq and is a predicted model, not a curated record. Gene Ontology annotation, biological process: phytol metabolic process. Lineage: Eukaryota; Metazoa; Chordata; Testudines; Cheloniidae. Gene Ontology annotation, molecular function: trans-2-enoyl-CoA reductase (NADPH) activity. The transcript has 8 exons. Bases 23 to 943 code for a protein of 306 amino acids. Gene Ontology annotation, cellular component: peroxisome.